AGGCUCUUUAUGAACAAUGGGAGCGAUCAAAUCGCCUUAGUCUGAUGUUCAUAAAGACCAAAAUCUCUUAUGGUAUUCGUGGUUCUGUGGAUCAACAUGGACAAUGUCAAGGCAUUACUGAAAGCUAUUGAUGAACAAUUUGUGACUUCAGAUAAGGCACUUGCUAGCACCCUAAUAAUGAAGUUUUCAUCUUUAAGGCUCACCAAUGUGAGUGGUGUGCGAUAGCACAUAAUGCAAAUGAGGGAUAUUGCGGCACAAUUGAAAAUACUUGAGGUUGAAAUGUCUGACUCCUUCCUUGUGCACUUCAUUUUAAACACUCUUCCACAACAAUAUGGACCCUUCAAAAUCUCCUACGACACACACAAAGAUAAGUGGUCAAUUAAUGAGCUUUUGACCAUGUGUGUUCAAGAGGAGGGAAGGUUGAAAAUGGAAUUGGGUGAGAAUGCAUUAAUGACAAUGGAAGGAAAUGAUCAAAAUCAGGCCAAAAAGAAAGGGAAAAGUAAAAUACCACCCCAAGGUGGAAUCAAGAAGGUCAAUAAGUGCUUCUUCUGCAAGAAGAAGGGGCACAUGAAAAAGGGUUACACCAAAUUCCAGAAAUGGCUUGAGAAGAAAGGGUAUGCAAAACCUAAGGAAGCCAAUGCCAAGUGAGCAAUACAUUUAUUCAGGAAACAAGAUGCGUUCACAUGUGGAGGUUGUUGGAACAUGCAGUUUAUUUUUAAGUAGUGGUUUUAUUUUAAAUUUAGAAAAGACAUUUUAUGUUCCAAGUUUCUUUAGGAAUUUGAUUUCAGUUUCAAGAAUUGUACCUUUGGGUUAUUCCUUUAGUUUUUAUGAGACAUCUUUCAGUUUGUUUUAUAAAUCUAAUCUUGUUGGAGAUGGUACAUUGUCUAA
This is a messenger RNA of Vitis riparia (riverbank grape), 888 nucleotides long. RefSeq lists its product as uncharacterized. The record is from RefSeq and is a predicted model, not a curated record. The transcript has 2 exons. Bases 232 to 648 code for a protein of 138 amino acids. NCBI's taxonomy places the organism in Eukaryota, Viridiplantae, Streptophyta, Magnoliopsida, Vitales, Vitaceae.